UCACUAUCUCAUUUCUCUCCAUUUUUUUCAUAACCAAUAAACGACACCAAUAUCUCAGCUCCUUCACAUCGAAACGACAACGACAUUAAUAAUGGCGGAAGCAUCGUCUUCUUGUCGGAAGCUGUUCGUGGAGAUAAGCAACGCCAAGAAUCUGAUGCCCAAAGACGGGCAAGGCACGGCCAGCGCCUACGCCAUGGUUGACUUCGACGGUCAGAGGCGGAGGACCAAGACCCAGUUCAGAGAUCUCAAUCCUCAGUGGGACGAGACACUCGAGUUCAUCGUCCACGACUCCGACGCCAUGGCCUCCGAAACCCUCGAGAUCAAUCUCUACAACGAUCACAAGAAGAGUGGCAAGAAGAGUACUUUUCUCGGCAAAGUCAAGAUCUCCGGCUCCACUUUCAUUCCUAAAUCCAAUGAGGUUCCGCUUGUUUACUAUCCUUUAGAGAAGCGGAGUGUGUUCUCUCAGAUCAAAGGCGAGGUUGGUCUAAAGAUUUACUACGUCGACGAGAAUCCUCCGCCCCCGGCUGAGGUCAAACAAGAAGCUGCGUCGGCUGAAGAGACCAAACCGCCGGAGGAUGCCCAGAAAGAGGAGGAGAAGAAGAAAAGUGACGAGGAGGUUAAAACAGAGGAAGCUAAAAAGGAUGGAGGCGGUGAUGAUAAGAAGGAUCCAAAGGCGGAGGCUGAUCAGAAGUCUCCUGCGGAGCCAACGGCUACUACUGAUGUUGCUGUGGUGGCUACCACGGCGGCGGCGCCUGCUGAGGUUGAGAAACCAGCAAUCGCUCACACCGAUACGAGUUCGAAACAACAGAACCAGAUAAGUAAAGAUCAGAAAACGACGUCUUCGGAGGUUGGUGGCGGCACCUUGACUUUGAUGGACCAUAAGCUUCGAUCCAUAGCCAGUGACCGAAGCCACAGCGCAUACGACCUCGUCGACCGAAUGCCUUUCCUCUACGUUCGUGUUGUAAAAGCCAAACCAUCUUCUUCAACAUCCUCCGUCUACGCGAAACUCGUUAUCGGAACUCACUCCAUCAAGACCAAGAAUCAGAGUUCGGACAAAGACUGGGACCAAGUCUUCGCUUUCGACAAAGACGGUCUCAACUCCACUAGUCUCGAAGUCUCUGUUUGGACAGAGGUCGAGAUUAAGAAGGAAACCACAGAGAAUGACAAGACCAUCACCACCGUAACUACCGCCGAAAGUUCUCUGGGAACGGUGUCGUUUGAUCUCCAGGAAAUCCCCAAGCGAGUGCCACCAGAUAGUCCACUAGCUCCCCAAUGGUACACUCUUGACUCAGAUACUUCGCCUGGAAAUGACGUCAUGCUUGCCGUGUGGAUAGGGACUCAGGCGGACGAGGCUUUUCAGGAGGCUUGGCAGUCGGACUCCGGUGGCUUGAUACCAGAGACCCGAGCCAAGGUGUACUUGUCUCCGAAGCUAUGGUACUUGAGACUAACGGUCAUCCAAACCCAAGAUUUGCAGCUUGGUUCGGGUGGACCCGAAGCUAAGCCUAGGAGCGGUGCGGACGUGUACGUGAAGGCACAGCUUGGGGCCCAGCUUUUCAAAACGAGCCGAGCUUCGGUGGGGUCAUCGAGCCCCACGUGGAACGAGGAUCUGAUGUUCGUGGCAGCCGAGCCGUUUGAGCCGUUUUUGGUGGUUACAGUUGAGGACGCCACGCACGCACACUCGGUUGGCCACGUCAAGAUACACGUGCCGACUAUUGAGAAGCGUACGGACGACAGUGCCGAGCCAAAGUCCAGGUGGUUUAAUCUGAUUGGAGGAGAUGAGAAAACACAACCCUACGCUGGGAGAAUACACGUGCGGGUUUGCUUGGAGGGUGGGUAUCACGUGCUUGAUGAGGCGGCGCACGUGACAAGUGAUGUCAGAGCCGCUGCUAAACAACUAUCCAAAGCUCCGAUUGGAUUACUAGAAGUCGGGAUAAGAGGUGCCACUAAUCUGCUUCCCGUUAAGACCAAAGACGGUACACGUGGCACUACCGAUGCUUACGUGGUUGCCAAGUAUGGACCUAAGUGGGUCCGCACCCGUACUAUCAUGGACCGCUUUAACCCACGCUGGAACGAGCAGUACACUUGGGACGUCUACGACCCAUGCACUGUACUCACCAUUGGAGUUUUUGACAAUGGAAGGUACAAGCGCGACGAAGCGGGGAGGCCAGGGAAAGAUUUGAGGAUCGGAAAGAUACGUGUACGGCUGUCAGCGCUCGACACUAAUCGAGUGUACAUGAGCUCAUAUUCUCUUACGGUGUUGCUCCCCGGUGGUGCUAAAAAAAUGGGAGAAGUGGAGAUCGCCGUUCGAUUCUCAUGCGCCUCGUGGUUCAGUCUGAUCCAAGCUUACAGCAGCCCAAUGCUGCCCAGAAUGCACUACGUCCGCCCCUUGGGCCCGGCCCAACAAGACAUCCUCCGCCACACGGCCAUGCGCAUCGUGACGGCUCGCAUGGCUCGCUCCGAGCCGCCAUUGGGGCAAGAAGUGGUCCAGUUCUUGCUGGACUCCGACACCCACGUGUGGAGCAUGAGGCGGAGCAAGGCCAACUGGUUCCGCGUGGUGGGGUGCCUCUCGCGCGCCGCCACUUUGGCCGGUUGGCUCGACGGGAUUCGCACGUGGGUGCACACUCCCACCACCAUUCUGAUGCACGUGCUCCUCGUGGCCGUGGUGCUCUGUCCGCAUCUGGUGCUCCCCACCGUAUUCAUGUACGCCUUCUUGAUCUUAACCCUCCGUUUCCGGUACCGCCGCGUGAUCCCUGCCAACAUGGACCCGAGGCUGUCCCACGUGGACUCGGUGGGCCAUGAUGAGCUGGACGAAGAGUUCGACGGGUUCCCUUCAAAUCGGUCGGCCGACGUGGUUCGGGUCCGGUACGAUCGGUUGCGGGCCUUGGCGGGUAGGGCCCAGACUCUGUUGGGUGACGUGGCGGCCCAAGGAGAGCGGUUGGAGGCUCUGUGCAAUUGGCGGGACCCGAGGGCGACGGGGAUAUUUGUGGUAUUUUGCUUGGUGGCGUCGUUGGUGUUCUAUGCGGUGCCGUUUAAGGUGUUCAUGUUGGGAUGGGGAUUCUACUACUUACGUCAUCCUAGAUUUCGUGGCGAUAUGCCGUCCGUACCGAUGAACUUUUUCCGGCGACUACCGUCGCUUUCCGACCAAAUAAUGUAAGAGUUGUUUUAGUUUGAAUGUUUUGGCACGUUCCCGCGGUUGUAUUUUAUUUAUUUAUUAUUAAAUUUAUUUUUGGAAGUGAAAAUAUUGAUUCAUUCUUGAUAA
Humulus lupulus (European hop) is the source of this 3259-nucleotide messenger RNA. Its product is annotated as multiple C2 domain and transmembrane region protein 14. The record is from RefSeq and is a predicted model, not a curated record. Bases 92 to 3154 code for a protein of 1020 amino acids. The transcript has a single exon. Lineage: Eukaryota; Viridiplantae; Streptophyta; Magnoliopsida; Rosales; Cannabaceae.